AUGGUCACCAGCAUGCCCCCGACCAUGACUCCGUGGAAUCCUCCUCAAAUGCACAGCCUGCACUACGCAGAUCACAGCCUCCAAUAUGGCCAACAACAAAUGAUGUCCAACUACCUACAGUCUGUCCCUAACUCCAUGCCCCCUGUUCCUCAUCUGCAGAGGGAAACGAUCCCACGUCCGGGCCAGAGUGGUCCUUGGAACGCCGAGGAGGACAAUAUCCUGUUGGAUGCGAAGGGUCGGGGAUUGUCGUGGGAGGAGAUCCACCGACGAUAUUUCCCCAACAAGUCGGCCAACGCAUGUCGAAAGAGACAUGAGAGGGUGUUGGCCAAGAUGCGCGACACCGACUGGGACGAGGCCAGAAUCCAGAGGGUGACAGACGCGUACAACCGGCACCGGCAUUCGAUAUGGCAACCUCUAUGCAAGGAGCUUGGAGAGUCUAUGUCAGACGUGGAGAAAGUGAUGUUUCAACAGGGGCUUCGAAACCUGAGGAACCCUUCUCGCUCCAGCCAUGCUCGAAACAGAUCACGAGCUAGUUCCGGUCAGGGAGUGAGCGACUAUGAACGCGGCUCAUCACUGGACGAAGAAUAUGGUCAUACCGAUGACAGUGGCAUCAGCCUCGGGAAUACUGCACAUAGUCGACGUGCCAGUGAGAUAACAUCUGGUUUAUCUACGGAGAGUCUUCCUUCUGUCAACCGUCUGCUCUCUGAGACAGUUGGGUAUGGAUACACAGCAUGA
Messenger RNA from Fonsecaea multimorphosa CBS 102226, 735 nucleotides. RefSeq lists its product as uncharacterized. The record is from RefSeq and is a predicted model, not a curated record. Lineage: Eukaryota; Fungi; Ascomycota; Eurotiomycetes; Chaetothyriales; Herpotrichiellaceae. The coding region runs from base 1 to 735 and encodes 244 amino acids. The transcript has 2 exons.